Thermothielavioides terrestris NRRL 8126 is the source of this 2479-nucleotide messenger RNA. RefSeq lists its product as uncharacterized. Gene Ontology annotation, cellular component: nucleus. The record is from RefSeq and is a predicted model, not a curated record. Gene Ontology annotation, biological process: regulation of DNA-templated transcription; chromatin remodeling. Gene Ontology annotation, molecular function: ATP-dependent H2AZ histone chaperone activity. NCBI's taxonomy places the organism in Eukaryota, Fungi, Ascomycota, Sordariomycetes, Sordariales, Chaetomiaceae. The transcript has 2 exons. The coding region runs from base 191 to 2329 and encodes 712 amino acids.
UGAGGACGGAUACGUACGGAAUACGCACGGAUUACACUGCACAAAAUACGGCGGCAUCUGCCAUCGCGAGCUCGUUUUAUCGACCUGCGCGUCACACGCUUGCAACACAUCCCGAUCAUCUAUCUUAUCAGCGGAACGAACGUGCAACUGGAGCUCAAAAUAAUCUCGACGCGUUUGGGGCGCAGCUGCGAUGGCGACCGACGAAGAUGAGAACAAGUCGUCGUCUCUGGACGACUUGUCCGACAUCGACAGCACGAGCAGCAGCAGUGGAGCCGAGGGCGACGGCGACGGCGAUGGCGAUGGCGAUAGCGAACCUGCAAAGGUCGAAUGGCUCGUCACGUCGCGCGCGAAACGGGCGACGGCCGGCAACCGGAUGAAGUCGAUGCUCGCUAACGAGGUGCCCGCUGACGACGACUCCGACCUCGAGCUGCUCUUCGCCGAAGACGAGAAUGACGCCGGCUUUAGCGAGGAUGAGCAGGACGAUGCGUCCGACAUGCAGAUGGACUCUUCCUCGGACGACGAGGACAAGGAAGACAACGGCGACGAGCUGGAGGGCGAGAAGGAGCUGGAGCGCCAGGCGCGCGAGAAGCGCGCGGCCGAACGCAAGCGCAAGGCCCAGGCGGCCAUCCCCGCCAGGUUCAGGAAGAAGGUGCGCAUCGAGCAGCCGGCCCCCCGGCCGCCGAGACCAAAGAAAAAGUCCGAGCGGACCAGCUGGUUACCCUCGCCCGCAGACAUGCCUACCCGCGCCUCGGAGCGCCAGACCACCAAGAUCAGCAAGCAGCAGCUCCACCAGAGGAUGGUGUCGGACGAGCUGCGCCGCCGGAAGCAGCUGGAGAAGAUGGAAAAGAAGGCCAAGCUGCUGGAGGCCACGAAGAAGCCGCCCAUGACCCAGGCCGAGCGCCUCGCCGAGGCCGCCAUCGUCGAGAAGAGGAACGCCAAGAGCCUGAACCGCUGGGAGGAGGCCGAAAAGCAGAGAGAAGAGGAGCGUCUGAAGAAGAUUGCCGCCCUGAACAGCCGCAAGCUCGACGGACCUGUGGUGACCUUCUGGAGCGGCAUCCAAGAGUUGCAGGAAGGGCAGGGAAACCACGUCGGCAACCUGGUCUCGAUGGAGGAAAAGGCGCCGAGGAAGAAGCGCCAGUCUGCUGCGGCUGCCCUGGCCGCUAAGGAGGCUGAGGCCGCGGCCGCGGCUGCGGCGCCGACAAGCCCGGUAGAAAAGACGGAUGACCCGCAAACCCUCGAGACGCCACAACCCCAAACCGGCGAGCAGGCCGACAAGUUGCCUUUACCGGAACCACCGUCUGUUCCGCCACAGCCUACCCCUGUUGAUUCCGGUCAAGCAACAGCGCCUGGACCGGCACCGGCACCUGCGCCGGCACCUGCACCAGAGGCAACCCCGGCUUCCGCGUCGUCGCAAAUGGCCCCCCCUCCGAUUCCGCCACCGCCAGAUAGCAGACCGAGCAGCUCAGGCGUGCUCGCUGCGCCCGUACUUGCUCCUCCUAUUGGGGUAUCUCCGCCGAUGCUGGGCGGUCAGAUGCCCAUGCUGGCACUCCCCGCCGGCGGUGCGAAAUCCGUACUUGCGGCUCCAAACACAUCACAUACUCCCUUUCCCCUCUCAAUGCCGCCGGCUACGCCAUCUGUUGCCGCGCCACCCGCAACCCCGCCGGUCUCUACUCCGACGCCGAAACCUACCGUACCCCCACCUCCAUUGCCCUCAGCCCCUGUCACCCCGUCACAAACGCCGCAGCCAAAAACAGCACCGCCGUCGGCGAGACCCCCCGACACACCGCAGGAAGCCCCUCCUCCGGCUGUUGAGCCUCCCCGCGAAGGGAAAGUCACGCGCAGCUGCAUCAUCCUCCAGAACUUCGACGAGCAGGCCAUCAAGGACAAGCAGGUGCAGACGCAGAUUCUCUUUGGGAGGAAGAUGAACAAGCUGGCCAAACCCGCUCAUCCCCCGCUCUGCGUCAUCACCAACCACCCGGCGCGGUACAGAGACCCCAAGACGGGGCUGCCGUACUACAACAGCUACGCCUACCGCGAGAUCCAGCGCGUGUACCGCGGCGACUACAAGUGGAGCAAGCUGCUCGGGGCCUGGGUCGGUCGGGGCGACUACGCGGCCCGCGGCGUGCCCGAGUGGUUCCUGGACCCGUCCAAGGCGCCGAAGCCCGCUGAGCCGGAAUCGGUCCCUGAAGAUGCGGCUGCCGAGGUGAAGACGGAGGAGGAGAAGAAGGAGCAGAAGCAGCCUGCGGACGAGCCCCGGUUGGUGCCGCUGGAGGCGGACAAGCCGCCGACGACGGAAAUGCCAGCCGCAACACAGGCGGUGGGUACAUAGAUCGAUCAAUCUAGCUGCACAUGCACACAGACAUCAUAGAACGCUUGGAUGGACGAAACCUGCCGAAUGAUCAAUUCCACAGAGUGGCAAUGUAUAACCAGGCCUAUCGCUGGUAAUCGGCCCUCCAGAUAACUACCUAGGCGUACAACU